This is a messenger RNA of Epinephelus fuscoguttatus (brown-marbled grouper), 8152 nucleotides long. RefSeq names its product T-box transcription factor 21 (gene tbx21). Gene Ontology annotation, cellular component: nucleus. Lineage: Eukaryota; Metazoa; Chordata; Actinopteri; Perciformes; Serranidae. Gene Ontology annotation, biological process: cell fate specification; regulation of transcription by RNA polymerase II; lymphocyte migration. The record is from RefSeq and is a predicted model, not a curated record. The transcript has 6 exons. Gene Ontology annotation, molecular function: DNA-binding transcription factor activity, RNA polymerase II-specific; RNA polymerase II cis-regulatory region sequence-specific DNA binding. Bases 319 to 2184 code for a protein of 621 amino acids.
UGUGUUUGAGUCACUGGGAGCGACUCCACACGUCAAAAAAGACACCUGCUCGGGUAAUAAAAAAAAAAAAAAGUUUAUAGAUAAAGUGUUUAAUGAGGCGGUGUGAGGGAUGUUUUAUAUUUUACAUUCCAGGCUGUGACAGACUGAGACAGCGAGUUUUAAAGUUUGUAGCAUGUCCGCGCGCUGUGAGUGACAGGUGAGGAGAACAGUCCGCGCUGUGCCGUUUUGUGAUUUCUUUUUAUUGUACAUGCUCUUACUGACCUGGACGCACGAGCGGAGCCUUAUGACAUUACGCACAGACCGGGAGCGGGGCUGCAAAUGGGCGGCAUAGGUGGCAACCUCUACCUCAGCAUGUUGAAUGGGACUGAAACGCAAACUUUCGGAAAGAACCCCGACAUCAGCAGUCACCUCCACCGCGGCGGCAAGGAUCUAGCCGAGUUUAAAAUGGGGAUUCAGGACGCGAGGUUUUACUACCCGGACUCUGUUCCGAGCGGGCAGGACACUCUGGCUCUGCCGUACCACUCGGAUCAGGCGGUGGGAGGGUACGGAGCGCAGCCCGGCAGGUUUUACGCACAGACCCUGAGCAGUUGCCCGUACGGCGGCGUGCGGUCGCCGCCAAGAAGCGGAGCCGGGCAGGGUUAUAUCCCAGCGGCUGGAGACGGGUUUCCCACAGGGGGUAAAGACUUGUACUCUCCUUCUCCGGAGGCUUACCCAGCGAGCUUUCAGCACGGCUACCAGCGGCCGCCUCUCUACCCUUUACCUGGGCUACAGGUGUGCGGGAAGACUCAGGCUCUGCUCAAUAACUACCCGCUGUGGGCCAAGUUCCACAAGUUCCAAACCGAGAUGAUAAUCACCAAGCAAGGGAGGAGGAUGUUCCCCUUCCUGAGCUUCAACAUCAGUGUUCUGGAUCCGUCUGCUCACUAUAACGUCUACGUGGACGUGGUCCUGGCUGAUCAGCACCACUGGAGGUAUCAGGGCGGCAAGUGGGUCCAGUGUGGGAAAGCAGAGGGCAACAUGCCAGGGAACAGGAUGUACAUGCACCCCGACUCUCCCAACACAGGAGCUCACUGGAUGAGACAGGAAGUGUCUUUCAGCAAACUCAAGCUCACCAACAACAAGGGCAGCACCAAUAAUGUGGCACAGAUGAUCGUGCUCCAGUCGCUCCAUAAGUACCAGCCUCGUCUUCACAUCGUGGAGGUGAAGGAGGACGGCACUGAGGAUGCCUUCCUGUCAUCCAAAGCUCAGACCUUCAUCUUCCCGGAGACUCAGUUCAUUGCUGUCACUGCUUAUCAGAACGCAGAUAUCACUCAGCUGAAAAUAGACCAUAACCCCUUCGCUAAAGGUUUCCGUGACAAUUACGACACGCUGUACGCUCCUCCCGACUCUGAUCGCCUCACCCCCUCCCCUACUGAGAGCCAGCAGCUGCUGCCAGGGAGCUGCUACCCCCAAGGCUACCUCUCUGAGCAGUACAUGAGCCCCCUGCAGCAGAGCCGCUUCUACAGCCGCGAGCCUAUCAGCAUGGGCCAGCAGCACAAAGACCCGUCCUCGAGUCCUGGUCCUCACAGUCGCUGGUACCUGCCGCCUCAGCAGGGUGUGGCCCCAAAUCGCCUUGACUUCACUUCCUCCUAUGAGGGGGACUUCUCCGGAAACGGUUUCUACAAGCCUUUCCCCUUGCAGACAUCCGCUCACCAUCCCCUCAGCUACUACCCCGAACAUCCUUUUGCAUCUACCAGUGUGUCUGUGUCAGGAGCCACCUCAGCGGGCUGGACCACCAGCCGGCCCACCCCUCAGUACCUCAGCCACCCGAGCAAGCCUGGCCCCAGUCUGGGCUGGUUCAGACCCAUAUCGUCCUCCUCAUCCUCCUCAUCAUCUUCCACAUCACCUGGCAACCCCCGGCUGCACCCGCCCUCGCUCCUAGAGCCUCUGCAGCCGCCUCUGCUGCAGGACAAGUCCAAAGACACUGUGGAGGUGGCUGGGGAAGACCCCUGGCUCGAACCUCCCUCUGUGAAAUCAGCGGCCUCGGCCGACUCAGGCCUGUUUGAGGGCGGCGUGGGGGACAACAAGAAGAGGAGGGUGUCGCCAUACACGUCCAGCACUGAAAACUCCCCACCUCCGCGCAGUGGAGAGGUCUGCGAGAAGGACAGCAACAGCGAUGCAGACUACUAUGGCUAUUACACCCACUGAAGACCUCACACAUCACCACAGCUUCCCCCAGCGUCCUCCCACACCGCUCUCAUGGACAUGCUUUUGUCUGUCCAGUCAGGUCAUGAUAAAGGGCUGGAACAGUCUCCAUUUUUGCUGCAGACAAACACCAGAACAUGCAGCUUCAUCCACUGUCACAUCGCAGUGUGGCCAGCCUCUCUAUAAAGUCCCCCUUCAAAGUGUUGAAUGAUUACAGGAGCAACUUUCAAGGUUACUGUCAAAGUUUGUGUUGAACACGAGUGGAUGUGACUGGGAAACUGCCCCGCAGUCACAUAAACACCACACAGACAAACAGACCUGUGACUUUAGCCUUCCAAACAUCUGGAGAUUUGAGAAAAAAAUGAUCUGCAUAUCUGCUUGCUGACAGACGCCUGCAGGGAUUGUCUGUUCUUUCUGCAUCAAACACUCUGUCUGUCUGUUUUGCUCUGUCUUGUCUCUGUCUGUCUCUUCCUUCUCAUCCUCAACCUUUCACACAUACUCUCACAAUAUGCUCACGGUCAUUUCCCCUGAUGAUUCUGAGCUGAAAUUACAUUUCACACACAGUCUUCUCUCCAAAUCCAGCUCAAUAUGUUUAGUGUAGCGCCGUCCAGUGGCGACAGAGGAGCAUUGCAGGGGCUCACGGUACAGAGGCCAGAGUGUCUGAGGGAGCUGAUGUCAGGAGGUUAAGAGGGUUUAACAAGCACAUGUCCUGAAGCACGGCCGCUAAUCUAAUUCAGCCCAGCUAGGACAGCCUCUCCUGUGUGUUGAUGUUAAGUAAAUCAACAACCGGUGCAGAAAUAGCCAGUCCUUACAACUGGAGACAAUCAAACACAAUCUCACAGGUGUUAAAGAAGAGCUUUUCUCUCUGAAGUUCCUAUGAAUUUCAAUCUGGAAUAACAAUUUACAAUUCAUAGUAACCUGCUGCCCUUCUGGGUAUUUAUAGGGUGAAGCAAAAUCUUUAGUCUGUUUGCACUGUAAUAUGAUUAGAUCCUGCCACGACAUGUCAAAACACAAAGAUAGAUAACAUCAAAAUGCUGAUAAGCAGGAUAAAAUCUCACCUCAAACUUAACUAAAAAAAAAUUUGAGAGAGAAAAAAAUCAUAUAGCUUCAUGUGAUUGGCAAGAUUAGUCGAUGAAUUAAUGACACACUUGACAAAGAGGUUAAUCUACAAAUAUCUUGAUAAUCUGUUAAUUAUUUUAAGCAAAAAUGCCCCAAAUUUCCUGGUUACAGCCUCUAAAAUGUGCAAAUUUGCAAAUUUUUUAAGUCAUACGUGUAAUUUAAGUGAAGAUCUUCGGGUUUUUCUUGUUCGGAAAAAAGAAAAGACAUUUGAAGUUAUCACUUGGGUGAAUUAUAACAAGAAUGUUCACUAUUUCUAACAUUUUAUACACAGAAUGAUUAAUCGUCAAUCAAGAAAAUAGUCCGUAGAUUCAUUGAAAGUUGGAUAAUAAUUUGUUGCAGCCCUAAAUGCCACAGAGAUGAUGUCGUUGUAAUCAGGUGACCUCAGUGUGGAACUUCAGUCACAUGAUUACUUGGUCAAACACCCUCCCCCUCCUGUUUCACCCAUGACACCUUAUUUCAGAAAAUAUAUGUACUCAGCAGUGAGAGACAAAUACUUUUUUGAUCCUGUUUAAAAUGUGCCAUGAAUCCCACAUAUGAUGUUUGUCAGUUUAAUAGAUCCAAUUUCAAGUCAAGAUAUUCGCAGUUUGUCGUAAUAAUGUUUAGUUUUGUGUGGAAAUGCUCAGUGAACUACAUCUCUCAACCUACACCAGCUAGCCAACUAGCUAGCUAACUUGGCUAUUACCGUUGCAGAAAUGUCACGAUAUCCUACCUGAUGUGUUUUAUCCAGCGACUCCUGGUCUUAUCAGCCAGGAAGUCAAAUAACGAGCAAGACCUGUUGCUUGUGUGAGUUCAUCCCGGUACAAAGCACACAGGCGUCAUAGAUUCAGGCAGAGAGCAAGCUGUGACAUCACCUAUGCUACUUGUGUCGUCACUUCAACUAGGUAUUUUCACAGUCUAAUACUCCAACCGUUUUUUAACAAAUUGUAACUAUCUUUACUUGCAAAAUUGUCUUUUAAAUUGACAAACAUCAUAUGUGUAACUCAUGGCAUUUUUUCCAAAAAAGUGUCCAACAGCGGGGGAGAGAGUUGGGAUUCUUUGUUUAAAGACGAUUUCUGGCAUUAGACGCGAACAUCCUCGCCAGUCUUUCUCCGACUGUACGCUGACCCCUGGUUGACGAACUUUGACCUCUCCCCAGCCCAUGCUGUGACUGGUUUUGGUUGCUCGUUCAGUCUCUUCUCCAGGGUCGUUGCCAUUGCACAGAUGCCAUCAUAUACUACCUUCGUUUUCCUGUCUUUAAGAGCUGAAAGCGUUGCUACCUCCUUGGCUCCCAGGAUGCAACGUCGAAAGGCAUAGGGGGGAGGGAGAGGGUUUCCGAAGGUAUUCAAAAACCUGGCAAGCAGUUCUGAUGAAGCACACUGGCAGCUUUACAGCACGAACGUAGCACUUACUUUACAAACCCUUCGAUGUGAUGAGAUUGCAUCUUUGGAUCAAACUGUUUCAAACUGCCCCUCAAUGGGACAUCAACCAUCGGAAAAACUAUAGAUAUUCAUGAUUGAACUUUUCUAAUUCUGGGUCAGAAUCAGGUCUGUAAACUGCUAGAAAUGGUACUAGAAUAUGAUAUGUAAAGGGAGGGGGCAGGAGCCUGCAAAACUAUCAGUCACACAGUGAAGAAUAAUGGUCUUGGAGUGGAGGUGGAGAGCAAAAGGUGUGAGCAUCUGGUGGAAAAACUCUGCCAAUGUGUUUCAAGGACAUCAAGUAGUCGCACCAAUUUGUCACAAAAAAAACAGAAAAUGCUCAACCUCUCCUCGCAUUUGCUUUAAAGUCAUUUAAAGACCUGGAUAAUUAAUAUAAAACAUUUGUACAUCUUAGCACCAGGCAUGAACAAGGCCAUCUGGACACUGCUUGGUUUCAUAGAGUGAAAAAAGGCCCCAUCACAACAAACACCCAGCCCCCAGCUGCAGUCAGUGGAUGUGAAAACGCUCCUGUCACCACACACACACAUAAACCCCACGAUCAAUACCGUCGUCAAUAACGACGUAACUGGAAAACAGUAUUGGCAGAGAGAAGUGUGACAGCUUAAAACACACAAACACAACCUGCACUGUACAUGAACGCACAGUGUUCACAUUACACAGCAGGGGCAAAAAAGUGGGUCACUCACAAUGGCUACAUGCACCUGUAGGUAAACGGACGAGGCACUGUCACCCUCACAGCCACGAUAAACAGGAAGCACAAAGUGACCAGACAGACACCCUGAAUUUCCCCCCUCUAGUCUUCGGGCCUAUCACGUCGUGACACCGGCUGACAAGAGUCCCGGCUCCCUGUCCUGGUGACAGAAAUGAAGAGUGAGGCUGCAGUCGGCGCUGAUCAGAGAUCUGCUCCUCAUUCCUCACCAGGUGUGCUAAUGGCCUCAGACAACACUGGAGGCGACAGGCAGGCACUCGCUCGGUGCAGUGCAGGGUUACUUUAGUCUUUUCAGAGGGAGAGAUGAAAUUAAAACUAAAUCUGCACUCCUGAAAUGCCUAAAAUGAGUUUACAAAAACUGCACCAGCAGCCUGCACUGUGUAUACUACUGUAUAUCUGAUUAUAAGCUUUAUCUGCUGUAGUGAGAACAACCACACAACAAAAGAUAAUACUACUUAAAGACAGUUUCACAUGUUUGAUUGAUCCCACUCUUGUUUCUAUAACCAAAAACUGAGCUAGAGCCAGGAUGCUGUUAGCUUAUCUUAGCAUAAAGACUUAAAGUAGGGGAAUUUGCUGGCCUAGCUUGUCGAGAAACACACAUAACCCUUACUGAAAAGCACAAAUUUUCAUUUUCACACUUUAGUUUUUGUACAGACGAAACAAAGAAGAUAUAAAGUGUUAAUUUGUGAUCUCUUGACAGAGUCAGGCCAUCUGUUUCCCCCUGUUUCCAGUCCUUGCGUUAAGCUAACGAACCAUCUCCUAGCUUUAGCUCGAAGUUAAACUCCCGGUAAAAAAGUGAAUCAUAUUUCCCAAAAUGCUGGACAAUUCCUUCACAGUUAAAGACAAAGAGGAUAUGAUGAAAGCACAUAUCAACUUGCCAAAAGUACCAGUGAGAAAUUGAGGUCAUGUCAUAUGGACUGCUUCUGAGAAUUUGGGGGUUUUAGGGACCAGGGGGAAGUUAUAUGUGGGUGGUUCAAGUAUUUUUAGACUCUAUAUAUUUAAGUUUUAGGCCAGCAAAAAUAAAACUAAUGAAGGAGUUCCCCUCCUGGCAGCGUGGGGACGACUUUGAACACACAUUUAGACCUUCAUGUUGGGAAAUUAAAUCUACAGAAACAGAUAAAGGUUCAGUGUGUAAGAUUUUCCGGGAUUUAGUGGCUUCUACUGAUGAAACUUCUCCCAGUUUGGAUUCCUUCAGUGUUCAUUGUUCAGGAGGUUUUAAUUAGGAACUGAAUUAUCCACAGAGGUCUCUUUGUUUCCGAAACAAGCAGACAUACUGAAACUGGUAGUAACACCGAGUAAAGCAGUUUUACAUAAUAAAUCAAUGUUUCUAGGACACUGCACAGCAUGAUGUAGACAGGCCGCUAGCCCAAAUGUGUGCUUUCUUUUUUCUGAUCCAGACAUUCAGGAUUUUUUUACCAGGAGCCAAAUUAUCUCUCGGUCUCGUCCUCUCCGAAACAAACAGACCCGGUUAUUUAAAGUGGUAAAAACAUUGAAUAAAGCAGUUUCAAGACAGCUGCUAACUAUGGUGGCCAACAUGAUUCUUAUUUUCAGGUGAUUAUAUACUGAAAAUUAUAUUUAAUUUCUGCCAAUAUUCCCAUUAAAUCUUACACACUUGAUCUUUAACUGAAUUGAUAAAAUGUGACAAUCUAAAUAAUAAGCCAAUUUAUUUUUCAGCCUUUGUUUUUGGUGUGAGGUCAUAUUUCUGAAGGGGGUAGGGUUGUGCUGGGUGAUUGGACUCAAGACUUAGUAUUUGUAUGUAUUUUUAAAAUCCUGGCUGCGGCCCUGUUUGCCUUGAAAAGGUUUCACAUGUGACACAAAUUAAAGCUCCUGCCUGAACUGGUGUUACACAAGCAUUGUCUAAACACUGGGACUGCGGCACUCAGCUUAAUGGUCUUAAAGAUGUUGAUGCAAAAAGGACAAACUGUCUGAUAGCUCAGUCCUUUAUCUGAACAUUUAAAUAAAGUGAAAUGGUAAUGAAGUGUUAGUUUUAUGCUGGAAACAGAACGGAUACAUUGUAUGUAACAUUUCCCAAAAAAAGAUGUGCUAUUUAAUGUUUAUGUUGACAUCUGUCAGAGGAAGAAGUGAUGAUGUACCUUGAUGAAGGUGUACGAUGGACAAUUGUUGUUUUAAGUGCAAUUAAUAGAGUAGUUGAGAAUUAAUGACGGCACUGCAAAAACAAUGAGAGCAAAGUUUUAUGUGAUCACUGGUGGAUGAUGUCAGUUAUUUAUUUUUAUGUGCUGUGGUUUGGUCCAGUGGUUCACUCCUGCACCUACAUCACAUCAAACAGCAGAAAAAAAACUGCCUCAGGAACGCCCCCUGCUGGAUAACUCAGCUAUUACAACCAACUUCAGCCAAUCCCUGAUGUUUAACCUCUAAUACCUCCAUUUCCCAUGAGUCUGUGUUUCCCUUGAACUCACACUUCCCUCGGUACGAGCGUAAAACUGUGUGGGAACUGCAUUUCCAGAGAUUUUACUGUAUAAUAUAGAAAUAGAGGCGUGAAGAAGGGAGACCAGACAAGGUCAAGCAUGUUAUUUUUUUGUGUGUGAUUCAUGUGCACUGUAAACGUCGAGGGGGGAAAUAAUCCUCCUUUGACUCUUUAAUUAAGAGCUUAUAAAUUGCAAAAAUAAGAGAUGGAGAUUUCUGAAUGGGGAAAAUUGUUAUUUAUUAAAAAGGUGGCAUAAUUGUGUAUUGUAUUGUUGUUUUUUUAUUCAUGAAAUUAAAGCUUACA